Molecule: messenger RNA, 2139 nt
Organism: Aureobasidium melanogenum CBS 110374
Lineage: Eukaryota; Fungi; Ascomycota; Dothideomycetes; Dothideales; Saccotheciaceae
Product: ferric-chelate reductase
Exons: 2
Coding region: 1-2139 (712 amino acids)
Biological process (GO): copper ion import; intracellular iron ion homeostasis; iron ion transport
Cellular component (GO): plasma membrane
Molecular function (GO): ferric-chelate reductase activity
Source: RefSeq, a predicted model, not a curated record
AUGUCCAUGGGCAACGAGUCCAUGGGCCCUGGCAUUCCUAGUCUGUUCACCUUUGAGAAAAUGUAUUGGGCUGUUGUUGGCGCUGCCAUCGGUGCUUUUACCCUCGUCAACGUGUACAGCUGGUUUCUGUGUCGUCAAAGGUUACGAUCAACAAGCAACACUCCCGCCAAACCCAAAGCUUUCCCCUUCCUCGCCAUGGCCACAUGUACUGCUCUCGUUCGUGAGCUUGCCAAUGCUUCAUUGCCAGUCUUCGCUAUCAAAUCUCUCCGCACGCCUUCUCCAACUCUUGGAAAAGCCUCUUUGGUAGCAGCAAAUAUCGUCGUCCUCCUGGUCAUGUGUUUCUACAAGCUCGACGUCAGCGAUCAAUGGUCCUUCGAAGACAUCGGCUACCGCACAGGUUUUGUCACAGUCUGCCAAUUGCCCCUUCUCUUCCUCCUGGCCGGAAAGCGCAACAUUAUCGCUGCUCUCAUCGGCUCUUCGUAUGAGCGCAUCAAUUGGCUCCAUCGUUGGGCAUCGCGGUGCUUCCUUCUGACCGCCACCAUUCACAUGGGCUACUGGUUCGCAGACUGGGCUCCUUACGACUACAUCGGCACAAAAAUUCGCACUGAUCCUAUCACAAAACACGGUGUUAUCGCAUGGGCUAUCCUGGUCUGGAUCACUAUUAGCUCGAUGACUCCUAUCCGUGGCUGGAGUUAUGAGUUCUUCGUUGUUCAGCACAUCAUUUCUUUCGCCGUCUUCAUCGGCUUCGUCUAUCUACAUAUCCCUGCCGAGGUCAAAGUCUGGGUCUGGAUCUGUGUUGGUCUAUUUUUCUUUGACCGUGUCGUACGAGGUUUCUUCUACCUGUACAACAACUUGUCCAUCUUGCACCCCACGCAAAGAAAGGAUGGCACGAUGGGUAAGCUGUGGGCUCUGAACGCCGAACUCACUGCUCUGCCGAACAACACUACCCGCAUCACCAUAAACAAUCCUCCAAUCUCUUGGCGUCCUGGUCAACAUGUCUUUUUGUCUGCUCACUCACUAGCUCUCAUGCAAGCCCACCCUUUCACUAUCUCCUCGCUUCCUAGCGACGGUAAGAUGGAGUUUCUGAUUCAAUCCAAAAAGGGUGGAACGCAGAAAAUCUAUCGACAUGCCGAGAAAAUUGGGCUGACUCUGCCCUCGACCAACGGAGAUCUGACCAGAGGGUCAAACACGAGUGUUGCUAUUGAGGGUCCCUAUGGUUGCAUUCGUCCUCUGCAACAAUUCGAUCGCGUAAUAUUGCUCGCUGGUAGCUCUGGUGCAUCAUACACUAUGCCAUUGCUGCGCGACCUUGUUCGUUCGUGGAAGUCCAUGGAUGGCCAGAGCAAGAGUCAACGUGAGAAGCCGGUAACUAGACAUGUAAGAUACGUCUGGAUCGUCAAGGCCGGAUCUCAACUAAGCUGGUUUUCCACCCAACUUAGCCAAGUUGUGGAAGACGUUACUCAUCUGCAGGCUCAGGGCCACGACGUCAGCGUUGAUAUCAGCGCUUACAUUACGUGCGAUGAAACUUUCACGACCGAACAGAAGACCUUGCUCGACGCCUGGAAGGCAUACUCGACGUCGACGACCACGAAGUAUGGUCAAGUGACUGAAGUUUUGGACUCUGUUGAUGACGAAGAGUACAACGACUUCGGUAUGGAGAAGAAGUUUGCCUCCAAGGAUGAGAAGAUUGAGGUUCAGGAGCUCGAUCGUUACUCAUCAUCAGACACGGCUGAGCCUACAUCAAAGCAAUCUUGCGGACCUAAUGGUACAUGUUGCUGCACUGCUACUAUCGAAGAUGAGGACGAUGACGAAGCCAUCAGACCUGCAUGCACUUGCAGUUGUGGAGCGGGCCCAUCACGGACAGAAAGCUCAAGGUCGAGCAUUCUAAACGAGAAGCCCAAACCGAAACAGCCUUUCCUGCAUCCUGCAAUCUCGGUCUUCUCAGGCCGACCAUCUUGCAGGAAUGUCAUUCGCAAAACACUUGAACAAGCUUAUGGCGAAAGCGCAGUCGUGGUGUGUGGUCCACAGGGCUUAGUUCACGAUGUGCGAACGAGCGUCGUCUCGCUUAGUGACGAGAGGGCCGUCCAUAAAGGCACGGGCGCUCAAGGCAUCUGGCUCCAUGCUGAGGCUUUUGGGUACUGA